Molecule: messenger RNA, 2248 nt
Organism: Triticum dicoccoides
Lineage: Eukaryota; Viridiplantae; Streptophyta; Magnoliopsida; Poales; Poaceae
Exons: 5
Coding region: 1034-2014 (326 amino acids)
Source: RefSeq, a predicted model, not a curated record
GUUGAAGCAUGUUGUGUGUCCAGAUUUCGCUCUCCAGUCUAGCCAGCUUCUAGUUGCCCCUGUCUCUACCUAGCUACAUACUCUCUGCAAGUCUGCAUAGUACCAGUUAUUCAAUAUAACCAAGGAAUCAAUCGAGCUCGAGGAAUUCAGCUGGAGACUUCUAGUGAGCUGACUGAUCAAUGAUGACCUGGAAAUGGAAUUAAUCUAGAGGGUAGAGAUUGCAGUAUCUUGCCAAUUCGUCAUGCGUACAGAAGUUAUCAAGGCAAACACCAUUGAUGAGGCUGUUGAAGGAAUUCUGGAUGAACUCAAGUAUACUAGAGGAAAAGAAAAUGUCAUAUACUUUGAUGGCUGGGACGGGCUGGGGGCAUCUGCGGUCGUGCAAGCCGUAGCCCAACAGCUCGCAUCGAAUGAAAAGAAACGGCAAUGGGGACUGCAGUUUGAGCAAGUCAUCCACAUCGACUGCUCUAAGUGGGAGAGCACAAGAGCAGUUCAGAGGGAAAUCGCAGAGCAGCUGAAUCUUCCCAAUCAGGUGAUGCAGAUGUUUGGCAAGCAAGACGAGGAGGAUGAUUUCAAUGGUAUUACUGAUCAGCAAUCUCGGGCUGGGAUAGCACAGGUCGCAAUAGAGAUCCAGAGGAGCAUACAGGGCAGCAGGUUUUUGCUGGUUCUUCACAAUGGAAGCAACGAGGAGAUUGACAUAUCUAGCCUUGGUCUUCCUGUAUAUGAAUAUUUGACCAACAAGGUGAUAUGGACCUUCCAAGGGAGGUUUCGGAUGGACCCCAAUAUGAAAGACAAGGCCAUCAAGAAGGAUAUAACAAAUGUUCUUCUCUCAGCUUCAUGCUACGAGAAAAACCCACAAGAUCUCUGGUACUAUCUACUGCGCAAAGAGGCUACACUAGUUGCAUAUAAGAGUGGUGAUAAUCGGUCGUGGCAAGCUGCAGCAAGCACGACUGUGUACAUGCAGACAUUGCAUCGUCUCAUGCAAGCAAGGCUUCGCGCUACAGGUCAAAUCUAGGCCUGCACAGCCGGCGGACCCAUGACCGUUAGGCGACAGGGAGGCGAUCCGGGGCGAUCUCCGCGCCCGACGGCGGAGCCACCGCCCGAUGCCGGCGAUCGCCGCCGGGUGGGCGGUCACUUCUGGGCCCUCGCCGGAUCUGACGAUGAUGAUGCGGACGAGGAUGGAGCGGAGCCGUCGGGGGAGUCACCGCCGUCUCCUACGCCGUCGGACCUAAUCUGUGAAUUCUUUCAUUCAGGUUACUCGGAAGAGGAAGUAGCGACCACGGUGGACAAGGUGGUUCCCAGAGACGAUCUGGCUCGUGAGGGGCUGCACGAUGGAGAGAAGAUCGAGAUUGUUCGCCGGAUCGUGCAUAGAAGGACGGCGCCGUCGGCGCUUCGUCCAUGGAAGGGACCUUUACCCAAGGCGGCGCAGGUACCUGUGUCCAGCCGGGGCGACAUAUCUUUGGGGCAGGAGGCCCUGGAGGUCCGUCUCGCGGGAGCCUCGUUGGUGGUGGGGUCGCCGGAGGUGCUAGGCAGGCGUCAGGGGCAGGUGGCCCCUGACCCUCUAGUACCGACGGCGGUCCUGCAGGUGGAGCGCACGGCUGCCACGGCGUCGGCUGGGGGGGUCGGACUAGGGCAGGAGGCCCUGGUGCCAACUCCGUCAGGCAUCUCCACAUCUCCUACGCGGUCCCCCUCUCCCAGACCUACUCCGGGAGCCGCUACUCGGGAGGAGGUGAUCGCGUUCGGAGGGAUCCGAGACCCUGCUUCCGAGGGGAGGCGGACGAGCUCUCGUCUCCAGGACCUUCCGGAGGUUGAUGAUUUGCAGCAGAGGUGCGCUAUGCGGGCGGCCAAGCUGCGUGAUGUGGAGAGCACAACAGGUUAUCUUCCGAGCAACGGCUCUUAUCCGUUCCUGGUCGCUACUCACUCCGACGGAGGCCAGGGAGCUUUUGGUUACUGCUGCUAUCCGAUGGGAGAUGGUAGCUCGGGAUAUAUUCAGCCGGUUUGGAUGGCGGUCGUGUAACAGGAUAGGCAAUUAGUUUACCUGUCUAUUUUGGAGCCAAACGGCUGUGAUGUAUAAGUGCUUUGGCUAGCUUGUGUAUCUAGCCUUCGGGCUCUGUGUGAGCCUUUUCUUACUUUUCUUGUUGACAACCUUGAGACUUGGAGACUUUGUGGACUAUUUUAUGCUUAAUAAGAUGGCCGUAUGCAUCAUGCUGAUGCAGAGGCCGGGGAAGCCCCCCUUUUCGAAAAAAAAAAA